AUGACGGUUGCCUCACUCAAAAGAGUCCCUAGCUCUGGAGACUUUGAAUCCGCCUUAAACUAUGUCGCGACCGUCGGAUACGAUGUCGCAUUUCUUCAAGGUGACACUCGACGUGUUCUCGCCGACAACCCGAUAUCCGAGCACAAGGGAGGAGAGCGCUUCGACCCGAGCGUCGCGCCUCUCGGAGCGCUCCGAGCCACCGGCCCGUGGGCGGCGAGAUUGUUGCAGGGUAACGGCACGUUUAUCGAUGAAUUGGCGGGCACCGCGACCUGGUCAGAGUCUCUCGAUCUGCAAGACUCUGCUGGCCGCGUCGCGGAGCUGGUCCGCCACUGGAUGGACGAGGAGCUUCCCGGCGAAGCCGACAUGAUAUCACGCGCGCCCGAGGAACUCUUUCCAAAGUCAGCACCGGCGUCUGAGCAAUUUUAUUCCCUCCGCGACAGCAUUCACUUCUUGCAGCAGUUAUUGCCGGGCUCUCCGACAUGCCGACCGGCGCUGACGCUGUUGAUGGCAUUCUGCAUUGGUGUGGACGAGUUUCUCUGUCCCGUGGCAUCUCUGGAGACGACCGUGUACCUUGGGCGUAGGCUAGGCGAUCUUUGGGACGAGUGCGUCGUCGAGUGCGGCGGAAGAGACGACGCUGCCCACUGGCUGGCCCUCGCUCGGGACGCCCUGCACUCGAGCGUCUUUCUCCAGAACCGCGAGAAGCUGGCCUACGUGGGUCUUGUGGAAAAGGACAAGAACGUCUUCAAUGACUGGGAUACGACGGCACACUACAUGCUCCGCGCCGAGGCCGCCAUGACGCCGUUUGUCGGCUUCUGUCUAUGCGCGUACGCGGGACUGCCCUUUCAGGAUAGCCUCGCGGGCGCUGUCGGUAUUUACUGCUACAACAGCGCCCUCGUGCUGGACUUUUGCAAGCGCGCGACCAGACUCGGCGCCGGCAGCUUCACCGAGGUGGCCCUGGCCGACAAGACGGGCGAGCUCCAGGGACGGGGACACCUGAUUGGGUCGAUUCUCGACUAUGGCGAAAGCGUCCUGCCCCAGCUGUUUCUCUGCGUCCUCCGACCGUACGUCAUGGCCAGCUCGUCCAUGGUUGACGUGCUGGAUCGCUACCGAGAGCGCUCCUGGGGACUCAGGCUGCCGGUGGGAAAAACCACGCUCUGUAUGAUGAUGGCGGUCAUGGAAGGCGUGCGGGGAAGCUUGACCGACGACGGGACGACAUCAUCAUCAUUAUCAUCAUCAUCUUCAUCAUCAUCAUCUUCUUCAUCGCCGCUGCCGGAGCCGGAGCCCUCUGGCACCGCGGAGCUUGCGGCCGAGAUUGUGGAAAUGCUGGGUGCCCAGGAAGCAUACAAUGCCUACCGAGCUCAGCCAUCCGUGGAUGCGCUGUAUAGGCUACCGCGCAUCGUGCGUUUGGUUCUACAGAUGGGUGGUCAGCAAGCAUCAAGUCAACCGCUUCGACAGCCUACCACCACCAACACCAACACCAACGGCGCCGCGACAAGCGUAUCCCGAAAGGCGCCGCAGCCCAGACGAUGGAUGACGUCUCUUGCGACAGCGUGCGCGCCGCCCCUCCCGUCAUCAAAGGACAUGCCCGCCUCGGCAAAGCAGCGUAGCUCGCGCCUUGGCCCUGUGCGCCUACUGGGAACUGUUGACAAGCUGCAGUCUCUGGCGCUGCGCUCGCCCGCGCGUCCCGGCGGAUACGCGGCAGGGCGUCGCGAGUUUACCGGUCGGCCAGUUGGCUCGGGCUCGAGCAUGUAA
This is a messenger RNA of Beauveria bassiana ARSEF 2860, 1752 nucleotides long. RefSeq lists its product as uncharacterized. The coding region runs from base 1 to 1752 and encodes 583 amino acids. Lineage: Eukaryota; Fungi; Ascomycota; Sordariomycetes; Hypocreales; Cordycipitaceae. The transcript has a single exon. The record is from RefSeq and is a predicted model, not a curated record.